This is a messenger RNA of Morus notabilis, 3084 nucleotides long. Its product is annotated as myosin heavy chain, clone 203. The transcript is spliced from 6 exons. Lineage: Eukaryota; Viridiplantae; Streptophyta; Magnoliopsida; Rosales; Moraceae. The record is from RefSeq and is a predicted model, not a curated record. Bases 317 to 2836 code for a protein of 839 amino acids.
UGUUUUCUAUGACAUAACCAUCCUCCUGCAUUGUUUCUCUACACCUGUAACUACGAUCUCCAAACUCCUCAGAGCAUCUACUGUAUUUCGGAAAGAUGAAAGAAUAAAAAUAUAUAUUUUGGUUCAGUACUUUUUGUUGCUUUAAAAAUAUUCUUUUCUUUCGCAAGGUUAGAGGUUCUACCGUAAUUACGCCACAACUUGUUAGAAAGAGAAGGCCUGAGAUGCAGCAUUGUUCAACGAAGUACCAGAGCAGCGAGUGAAGUUUUGGGAAAUUUUUUUUUUUCCAAGAUCUGAAGUAAUUACGAGAUAGAUAAACAUGUUUAAGUCAUGGAACAAGAAAAACAAGAUCAAAGCCGUCUUCAAAUUGCAGUUUCAUGUUACUCAGGUGCCCAAAUUGAAAAAACCUGCAGUGAUGAUAUCAUUGGUGCCGGAGGAUGUUGGAAAGCCGUCGGUGAAGUUGGAGAAAGUUGCAGUUCAGGAUGGAACCUGUACAUGGGAGAAUCCUGUGUAUGAACCAGUGAAACUAAUCAUGGAGACAAAAACAGGAAAAAUCAACGAGAAAAUUUACCACUUUAUUGUUUCAACUGGGUCAUCAAAAUCUGGCUACCUGGGAGAAGCUUCAAUCGAUUUUGCUGAUUUUGCGGCGGAAACUGAACCAUUCACCGUCUCUCUGCCUCUUAAAUUUGCAAAUUCUGGUGCAGUGUUGCAUGUGACGAUUCAGAGGAUGCUGGGAGCUGAUGAUGGAAGAGAAGAAAAUGGAGCACCUAUGCUUCUCAAGAAUGGAAGCUUGGAGAGCCAAGAUGGCACGUGGGGUACAGAUGAAAACAACGGGAGUUUUAGUGAAGAUGGAAACAUAUUAUUACAAAAAGAAGAGUAUGAAAACUAUCACGAAAUGACAACUGUGGAGCAGGAUGCUGCCAACUUCCUCUCACCCUUCAAAACAAAACCCAUGCUUCAGAAAGGAGCGGCUGAUGCCUCAGUGACAAAUAAUAAGAUUCAAAAUAGACGCAAGUUGAACUGGUCAGUAGAUUCCGCUUCAGAUGACAGCUUACUUGAAUCACCGAGCAGUCUUGAAGACAACAAUCCAAGAGAACGGUUGAGAGAGGCUUCAGAUGAUUCCACUAUAAAACUCCAAAAUGAAAUUACUAUACUGAUGAGGCAGGCUGAACUUUCAGAACUUGAAAUACAGUCUCUUCGCAGACAUAUUGAGAAGGAGACCAAACAAGGACAGAAUCUAUCAAGACAAAUUAGUAGUCUCAAAGAGGAGAGAGACCAAUUCAAAUUGGACUGUGAACAACUUAGGUCAUUGCAGAAGACUACUGAUGAGACGGAGGCUCCCAAAAAACUGCAAGCUGCGAUCAAGGAUUUGAGAGCUCAGUUAGAAGCAAUAAGGGAGGAGCUUAAUCAAGAAAAGAAACUAAGUGACAAUCUUCAGUUGCAACUGCAGGAGACACAAGACUCAAACUCUGAGUUGAUCCUGGUGGUGAAGGAUCUCGAAGAUUUGGUGGAGCGAAAAAACAAUGAAAUAUCUGAUCUCAAAAGGAAGGUAGAAAAUGCAAAAACUGCCUACCAACAAUCGCAAGAAGAAUAUGCUAAGAGGCAAAAUGAGGCUGAAGAAGUAGAGCUUUUAGAGGCUAAGAUCAGAGGUUUGCAUAGUGAAAUAGAGACGUACAUGGAGGAGAUGGAAAAGCAAAACAUGCGGAUAAAACAGAUUACUUUGAACUAUGACCUUUUGAAGCAAGAUAACUUUGACAUGUCUUUGAAGUUGAAGCGAAAUCAAGACGAGCAAAUGAAACGGGAAAAUGAAUGUGCAGAUUAUAUAGCAACCAUAAAUGAGCUUGAAUCUCAGGUGGAGAGAUUAGAAGAAACAAUCAAGAAGCAAGCACGAGAAUUUGCAGAAGCUUUGAUCUCUAUCAAUGAACUUGAAGGUCAAGUCAAAGCUUUGGAAAAGGAGCUGGAACAGCAGGCCAAGGGAUUUGAAGAUGACAUGAAUGCCAUCAAACGUGCCAAAGUUGAGCAAGAACAGAGAGCAAUCCAAGCAGAGGAGGCCUUGAAGAGUACAAGGCUGAAUAAUACGAUUAAAGCUGAGCGACUUCAGGAGGAAUUCAGAAGUUUUUCCUUGGAAAUGUCAUUAAAGGUUGAUGAGAAUGAGAAGCAGGCUACCCAAGCAGAGACUGAAGCUAGUGAACUCCGUCUACAGAACAGAAUUUUGGAAGGAAAGCUCCUGAAAGCCACAAAAGAGCUGGAGCUGUUUAAGGACCAGGAAAAAGUGAAAUUACAAGAGCUUGUGAACAAAAUAGAUCUUAAAGAUAAAGAGAUAGGACAUGUUUCUUUGGAGCUAAACAAUAAGUCUCAGCAACUCAAAUCUGCUCAAAAGCACAAGGAAGAAAAGCAUGAAGCUUUCUUAACAGAACUUCAAAUGCUUAGAGCAGAAAUCGAAAGGCUCAACAAAGAGAAGUCCAAUGUUGUUGAAGAGGAAGACGAAAAAGUAAGAUUGAGAGAUGAAACUGAACGAAUGAAGAAAGCUGUUUUCGAAAAAGAGAGGCUGACACAGAGAUUGAACAAAGAAAAGGAAAACUUGGAGGCAAAAUUUGCUUUAGCAAAGCAGGGAGCAAGGAAAGAGUUUAAAAAUUCCCAUGCCAGUGAACAGUGUAACAUGUCGGACUUGCUGACAGAAGUUGCAUCACUGAGCGAGAAGAACAAAUCCAUGGAGAAAGAACUGAAGGAAAUGGAAGGAAGAUAUUCAGAGAUAAGUCUACGAUUUGCCGAGGUAGAAGGUGAAAGGCAGCAACUUGUAAUGACUGUGCGUAACCUCAAGAAUGGAAAGAAGAACUAGAAUACAAGCAUUCUCUGCAGCUUCAAAUUGCAUUACUGGAAAUGGUUCAUGGUGAAGCCCCCUAAUAUCUAGUCCUAAUGUGGAGAAAAAAAAAUGUAUUGACCAAUGAUUUUCUUCCUCGUCUUUGUAGUUCAUAUUAGGAAAAUACAGUUACAGUGUUUUUAACCAAUUAUUGCUAAAAUACCAAGAUCUAGAUCUAGGAUAGUGUCAAUUGUUCUUGUCAUAAAUGUUGAAUCAAUCAUUAUUAU